GCCUGGUGAAAAUGUCUGCUCCCUUCAUAUUCUCGGCCGCGCGCCACCGCGCUUGCUCUUUGUUGGCAUCGAAUCUUGCCCGUCCUACCCAGCAGACGACCUUGCGUUUUCUCACCACUGCGCCUGGACCUGGUAACGUCUCGCCGACAGUCAAGCACACCCCGUUCUUCCGCCGCGCAGCCUCCGUUACAGGCCGUAUUCUCCUCUUCACUGCCCUAGGCUUCACCAUGGCUGCGGCGCCCGCUUAUGAGUCGGCAGCGACAUUCUUGUCCCCACCGACGGAUGCCGACACGCUUGACGCGUUCAUACCGCAAGACGAGGAUGCGCAGGCCAAGGAGGCCUUCAUCCACUCGCACCCGCUCACGGCGUCUCUGCGCUCGAAUCCAGACUACAUCGAGUCCCGUCCGCAUCUCAAAAUACCGCCGUCGUGGCGGAGGCACAACCUGACGGGCGGCACGCUUGUUGGGCCAGGCAAGAUGGCCAUACCCCCCAUCAGCUGGACCCACCGGAAAGGGAAGAGCUACGUGCAGAUCCAGCAUGUCGGGACGGACUUGUGCGGCCACGUGGGCAUCAUCCACGGCGGGUUCCUGGCAACCAUGCUGGACGAAGGCCUGGCGAGGUGCUGCUUUCCCGUCUUGCCCUUCAACGUGGGCAUGACGGCCAAGCUGGAGAUCAACUACAAGGCGCCCGCCAUGGCUGACCAGUACUUGGUGCUCCGGGCUACGACCGUCAAGGUGGAGGGGAGGAAAGCCUGGGUUGAAGGGCACAUCGAGACACUUCCGACUGAGCCUAGUCAAGAACCAACCAUUCUAGCGACAGCUAGCGCGCUAUACAUCUCCCCCAAGCAAGCUGCGAUGAUGGCGAAGCUGGCGGCGACCUAGGCGUUCUCGGUGGAAAAUUGAUGCAUACCCGCAUGCAGACAGUCAUGGAGAUGUGCCGGCUGGCCUGUUUCUCAAACCUGUUGCUUCUUUCGCCGGACCUUUGCAUCUUGUCGCUAGGGAAACUAUUGGGGAGUGAUACAGUGUAUAGAUGGACUAGAAGAGCGCAGUCGCGUCAGUUUUGCGCCGCUUUAUUUAGAGAUAAGAAUACUUCAAGUUCUGUAUAUGCGUGUCACGAAUUAACCAACAACGGGUCACAUGUCUGAAG
Parathielavia appendiculata is the source of this 1146-nucleotide messenger RNA. RefSeq names its product Thioesterase/thiol ester dehydrase-isomerase. The transcript is spliced from 3 exons. The coding region runs from base 12 to 881 and encodes 289 amino acids. The record is from RefSeq and is a predicted model, not a curated record. NCBI's taxonomy places the organism in Eukaryota, Fungi, Ascomycota, Sordariomycetes, Sordariales, Chaetomiaceae.